Molecule: messenger RNA, 630 nt
Organism: Nilaparvata lugens (brown planthopper)
Lineage: Eukaryota; Metazoa; Arthropoda; Insecta; Hemiptera; Delphacidae
Exons: 2
Coding region: 199-630 (143 amino acids)
Source: RefSeq, a predicted model, not a curated record
AGCAUUCUGAAAAAAUUGUUCAAAGACUGAGUGGGAGGAUGAUAUCAUUUCUAGGAAUAGAUGAUGAUGUCAUUUCAUGUGUUAAGGAGGAAAAAGCGAAGGAGGAUGCUGAAAAAAGAUGAGUCAUCUAUUGUGUGGGAGGAGGAGGAGGAGGUAUAAAAGGAGAAGGCGGCAGCUAUCAAUCAUUAUUCUACAAUCAUGACGCCUACAAGCAUCUACCAAGCAGCGCUCUACCUCGUGCUAGCACUCAGUGUCAGUGCACUGGAUCCAAAGUAUAGGAGUGAAGACUUUCUAGCAUCCAGGGAGCAUGGACUGGAUACAUACAACAUUUUCCACAUCAGGCAAUGUCUGAUGUCAUCCAGCAAGUUCAACCACGACCUUGCAACAAUGUACAAUGAUGUUAGCAACUGGUACUUAAAAAUCGCAGGAGAGCAUGAAGUGGGGGAGGAACUGUGUCAACAAAUCCACUGCGCAUAUGAUCUGCGCAACUGUCUCCACCCAUCAUUCACAUCGCUGGAAUUCCUUGAAGCAGUUAUUACAAAGUCAGUCGAGGUGUGCUCAGCCUACUGUCAACAUGGGCUGUCAACAACAUCCAGUACUUCAAUCAGCAAUGGCGCCAGCAGAUCCUGA